Girardinichthys multiradiatus is the source of this 4160-nucleotide messenger RNA. Its product is annotated as GTPase IMAP family member 8-like. The transcript has 6 exons. NCBI's taxonomy places the organism in Eukaryota, Metazoa, Chordata, Actinopteri, Cyprinodontiformes, Goodeidae. The record is from RefSeq and is a predicted model, not a curated record. The coding region runs from base 16 to 3498 and encodes 1160 amino acids. Gene Ontology annotation, molecular function: GTP binding.
UUUCUUCGGACUAACAUGGCGACACCUGCAUCAGAUGGGCAGCCAUUGAAACGAAGCAGAAGCUAUGAAUUUUUACCACCUAACAUGUCCGAGCUCCGGGUGGUUCUGCUGGGAAGCAGCUGGUCCCAGAGGAGUUCAGUGGGAAACUUCAUACUGGGAGUGGAUGUUUUUGAAAAUGAAGCUCAGUCAUUUAUGAGAAUGAGUGGAGAAAAGGAAAACAUGAAAAUAUCUGUCAUCAACACUCCAGAUCUUCAGUUUCUCACAGCAGACAAACUGACAGAGUUUAUUAAAGACUGUGCAAGGAUCUCUUCUCCUGGACCUCAUGUGUUCCUGUUGGUUCUGCAGCCUGAAAAUUUCACCGAAGAAGAGAAAAACAGGAUCUACAGAGUCCUUGACACUUUCAGUGAUCAGUCAUUUGAUCAUUCAUUUCUACUCAUUUUACAGUCUAGAUACAAACAUCGCAUCAUCAAUUUUCAAGAUCAAAUGAAAAAGCCUCUUAUAAAGGAACUGAUCAGAAAAUUUAGAUACAGAUAUUUAAAGAUGGAAGAAACUGAACUUUCAGAGCUGCUGACUCGUUUUGGUCAAAUUGUAAAGGAGAACAAUGGAGAACAUGUGAGUUAUGAAGAGUUUAAGGAAGCAUCAACCGGCUUAGAAGAUUGGAAUCAGAGCCGGAAAGAAAAGACAGCAGGUUAUAUUGUAGCUGCUGUUACAGCUGCUGGUCUCAGUGGAAAAAUAGUCGGGAAACAUCUCUCAUAUGAAGCAUCUGGUUUUAGGAUCAUGCUGUUGGGGAAAAGUGAGGACAAAAAGAUAAAACUUGGUAACUUGAUCUUUGGAGAGCAGAGAUUUCAUCAACAGAAGCAGAGUGUGGCCUCCUGUGGGGAGUGGAGAGGAAAACCAGUAACAGUAGUAAAAACUUCUGAUAUGUUCAGUCUGACUGAGGAGAAAAUCCAGAGUGAAGUGAAGAACUGUGUGAGUCUCUGUCCUCCUGGACCAGAUGUUCUGCUGCUGCUGGUGAAACCUUCAGAAUUUACUAAAGAAAACAGAGAAACACUGAAGUUCAUCCUGAGUUUGUUUGAUGGAGAUGCCUUCAAACAUUCAAUGGUCGUCUUAACAAAUAACAGUAAAAAAAGUUCAUCUGUCACUGAGCUCCUCAAGCUAGUUCAGGAACGAUGCUACAACAUGGAUAAUAAUGACCUCAAUCUGUUAAUGGAGGAGAUUAAAAAGAUCAUGUAUGGGAACGAAGGAACAUAUCUGACCUUCAGAAAAGAGACCAGCAGAACCCAACAUGAACAUAGGAAACCUCCACUGAACCUGGUUCUGUGUGGGAGGAGAGGAGCAGGGAAGACCUCAGCAGCCAAGGUCAUUCUAGGUCAGACAGAGCUUCAUUCAGCCUCCAACUCAUCAGAGUGUGUUAGAAACCAGGGACAGGUGUGUGGACGUUGGGUUUCUUUGGUGGAGCUGCCUGCCUUGUAUGGAGAAGCUCAGCAGAAGGUGAUGGAGGAAUCAUUCAGGUGUAUCUCCCUCUGUGAUCCUGAGGGUGUCCACGCCUUCAUCCUGGUCCUACCUGUGGGUCCCCUCACUGAUGAAGACAAGGGAGAGCUACAGACCAUCCAGGACACCUUCAGCUCUCGGGUCAAUGACUUCACCAUGGUUCUGUUCACUGUGGAGUCAGAUCCAGCAGCUCCAGCUGUUGUUAACUUUGUGAAGGAGAACAAGGACAUCCAGAAGCUCUGUCAGAGCUGUGGAGGAAGAUAUGUUGUUCUCAACAUCAAGGACCAGCAGCAGAUCCCAGAACUGUUGGAGAAGGUGGAGAAACGCAUUUCUGACAGGAAGAAUUGGACCGGUUUCACAACGAAAACAUUAGCAUGUGGCCUAAUGGAGGAAAAAUCACAGCUACAGACUGAACUGAAGGAGUUCAACACAGAGACUGCUCUCACAGACACUGAUGAGAAGAAGAGCCCAGAGUGUCUCAGGAUUGUUCUGGUCGGGAAAACCGGGAGUGGGAAGAGCUUGUCAGGAAACACCAUUCUGGGAAGACAGGAGUUCAUUUCCAGUUCAUUUCAACAAUCAGUUACAAAAAGCUGUCAGAAAGCCCAAAGUGAGGUGGACGGUCGUCCUGUUGCUGUUGUCGACACUCCUGGUCUGUUUGACAACAAUUUGUCCCAUGAAGAAGUUGGUGAAGAGAUGGUGAAAUGUAUGAGUCUUCUGGCUCCUGGUCCACAUGUCUUCCUGCUGGUGCUGCAGAUCGGAAGAUUCACAGAGGAGGAGAAGGAGACGUUAAAACUCAUCAAGAAGGUUUUUGGAAAGAAUUCAGAGAAGUUCACCAUCGUCCUUUUUACUGGAGGAGACAAGCUGGAACGUGAGAAAACGUCUGCUACUGAGUUCAUUGCAGGUUGUGAAAUUUCCUGUAAAAAGCUGAUCAAUGACUGUAAAGGAAGAUACCAUGUGUUUAAUAACUACAACGAGCAACACCGUUCACAAGUCACAGAGCUGAUCCAAAAGAUCGACACCAUGGUGAAAGACAAUGGAGGCAGCUGCUACACCAACAAGAUGCUGCAGGAGGCUGAAGCUGCCAUACAGAAAGAAAUGAAGAGAAUCCUGAAGGAGAAGGAAGAAGAGAUGGAAAAACUGAAGGAGGAGCUUGAAAGGAAACAUAUGGAAGAAAAGGAAGAAAUAAAAAGAAAAAUGGAGGAACAGAGAGCAGAGAUGGAGAAAGAGAGAAAACAGAAAGCUGAACAACUUAAAGAGAUGGAAGAAAACAUCGGCAAGGAACGAGAGCAGAGAAAGAAAGACGAGGAAAUUAGGAAAGAGGAAGAGAAGAAACAAAGAGAAGAGGAAGAGCAACAACAAAAACAGUGGGAAAAAGAACGAGAAGCUUUGGAGCGAAAAAUUAUGUCAGAAUCAGCAGAAAAGGAGACAAUCGACCAAAAACUGGAAGAGAUGAGAAAAGAGACGGAGGAAAAGAGAAAAGCCUGGAAGAAGGAAAGAAACAAGUGGAGGAAAAAACGUGGCAGAGAAAAUGAAGAGAGACGGAAAGAGGAACAACAAAAACUGAAAAAGCUUCAAGAUGAAUUUGAGAAAGAAAGAGAAGAAGAUGACAAGAAAAGAAAAGAAAAUGAAAAGACGAGACAAGAACAAGAGGAGAAGGAGAAAAAGGAAUUAGAGGAAAAAUUUCAGAAGAAAAUUGAUGAAAUGAAGAAGGAAUAUGAGGGAGAAGCCAGGAAGCAAGCAGAAAAAUUCAAUACGUUUAAAGAGAAAUACAAGAAAGACUUUGAAGAUCUGAUAAAGAAACAUGAAGAAGAACUGGAUGAUCUGAAGAAGACACACAGCAAAGACUACAAACUGUUAGAGGAUCUCAAAACUCUGACAGAAACGGAUCUGAAAGCUGAAAUCAAGACAAAAGAAGCACAAAACAAAGAAUUAGAAUCUUUGAAGGAAAAGCAACAAGAAGAAUUGGAAGAGUUGAAAAAGAAACAGGGUGAUUGUACCUUAUUGUAAUGAUCCUUUCUGCUAGCAGCUCUCAGUAUUAUGUUGAUGAUCAUCUAACACCAGAACACGAUGGUUUGUUGCAUGUUUGCUUCUGUGAUGUAAUGAAGCAUUUCACGUGUCAUAAUUACCAUGAUAACAAAAUCCUUUGAGUUAAGAAGUUCUGUCACAGUGUACUAUAAGUUUGCUGUCAAUUAUAAGAAUGAAGUGGCUGGAAGCUGAGAGACUUUAACUGGUUUUACUGGGACAAGAAUUCAGGGACACAGAAUCUACAAUCCAGCAGACUGGGAAAGUAACCAAUCCUUACCAGUUCACCAUCAUAAUGGAAAAGUAUGAUGUAAACACAAAGGAUACAUUAGCAGAGUAUGAAAUAAACACAAUAACUUCUAUUUUGUGGCAGGUGAGAAAUCAGCUUAAGAGCAAAGAAACAAACUACUUAAUGUCUCAUUAUGAAUGAAUUACGUCUUUUCUGUUUACUUUUAGGUCUCUUUGGCUCUAUAUAACCUUUCUAAAUGUUAUUUCAUUAAUUCAUGCGUGUAAUCAUACGUGAUAUCAAUAUGUUAGAAGUAGUAUAUGGUACUAAUGAUUAAAAUACAAAUAUUCGAUUAAAUCCUUAUUAAUACAAAACUGAAAUAUGUUCUGUGUUCAUUUAAUAAACCAGUCUAAUAGUUUUA